CCUACUUUCUGCACAGCCCGACCUAGCCCUUUGACGCCACACCUCCUCCGCCAUGAAGCCUCCAUCGUAGUCCCACUUCUUGACAUAUCUGGGUUUCGCCGAAGAAGAAGAGAAGAAGCAAAGAAGAUAAGAGAAGAGGAAACUAAUUAAACUUAUUUUUAAAUUUAAUUAAAUUAAUUUUUAUAAUUUAAAACAUAUUUUUAAUAAUUUUUUUUAUUUUAAAUAAUGUUGAAAUUAUUUUUAAAAAAAUUAAUGUGAAAUGGACUAAUAAAAUUAUGACAGCUGGCAUCCUAAUCAUCCGUAAUAGUAUUUAACAGAGUAAUAGUAACAGAAUUACCCAAAAUAUAACAUUCUGUAUUUAAUUCGUCGAAAAAUAAUAUGGUAUAUAAGUCUAUAAAACUAAAAAUUUGUAAUAUUUUAGCCGCAAAUACCUAUCUUCUUAUUAUUAUUAUUAAUUUGUUCCCUUUAUGCCACUUCUUUGUUACUACUUGUUCCAUCACUUUGAUACAAUUUUGUUUAUUAUUCUAUCUUUUCCCAAAGAGAGAACAAUAUAUUAUUGCCAUUGCUAUCUUUACACACUUACAUUUCCAUACUCUAACUUUCAAUCCUUUUCUUCCUUUCAUAUUCAUAACACAUAGGCCAACCUCUCUCUCUCUCUCUCAUUCACUUUGAGUUUGACCCGUUGCCAGCCAUCGGCACCACUUUUUCUCUGCUUGGAUGGUGACCCCACCCUCCCUUGUCUGCAUUUCUUUAGAGGAUCUUCUAUGUUGUGAGGCCUCUCUCCUCAUAGUCUGAGCUCCCAACCAAACGAAAAAAGAGAAGGUGGAUUAAAUAAACUUUCCCUUCCUUCGUUUCAUUUUUUUUCUUCAUUUUGCUUCUCUGAAACGUCGCCAAUCUCAGAAAACAAAAGAGAAAAAGUGAAAAAAGAUAGAAAGAGAGCACUGCUCAUCAGAACCAAAAAGUAGAGCCUAUUUCUCUCUCUCUCUUUCUUUCCUCUCACACAUCUCUUCCAUUCAAAGCUUUGCAUAGCCAUAAUUAAGCUUCCACGUUUUGCUUCUAUUUUAUCUUCUUUUCAUAACAACCUUGGGUCCAAGUGAAAGACAAGCAAAAUAUUUGCUUCCAUUAUAUCAGAUCAUCGAUCAGGCCUAUCAAAGAGAUAUGUAUGGAGUACUAUCACUACAACUACUCAUCGUUCCACUCCAUACUGAUUAAUAUUCCCAUCUCAUCGAUCCUAAUUUCAGGUUUUCAAUUAUAUAUAUCGUUUGUUUCAUAGCUUUUUCUUUGACCCUCUUUGUUAUUUCUAUAUACCUUGAGAUUUAGAUAUUAAAUAUAUAUAUUGCAAUGGAUUCUGGUAAUAAUAGUGGAAGUUUGCAAUCUUCAAGUACCGGCGAUGAGGAAUACGAUUCCCGAGCGGAAUCAAACCCGGGUAAUUUCUUGAAUCCAAAUUCCAAUAGUACUGCCCACUUUCUUGGUUCUUCUGAUUCUCAUCACCAUUACCAAAACCAACAACAGCCCACCUUGUUAUUUGACCAUCUUUCCACAAAUAACAAUUAUCUCAAGCAGGCAUUGUUCACCGCUACUACUAGUACUCAACCUCAACCAAUCUCAAACCCCAAUUUCUUUCUCAACCUGGAUUGUAGUAAUAAUACUACUACUGCUGGAACUAAUGUUGGGUCCAGAUCAGGCCAACUAAGAUUAUCUGAGCCGAAGAAUACUACCACUUCUACUCACCAGCUCAGAAACGUGCUACCUGUCCCAUCAUCAUCAACUCAUGGCUUGACCGGAGCUACUCAGUUUCCAGGCCCAUCUUCUUCAGGUCGGAGUUCCAAGAAAAGAAACCGAGCUUCGAGGCGAGCACCAACAACGGUUCUGACCACGGACACCUCCAAUUUUCGAGCCACGGUGCAAGAGUUCACUGGGAUCCCUGCACCCCCAUUUUCUUCAGGAGGUUAUCCGACGUCGUUUUCGAGGUGCAGGCUUGAUCUCUUUGGCGGGGCGGGUAUUCUACCGGAUCCUUUCUACCCUUUACGUCCCUCAGCUCAAAAGCCUAAGACGUCGUCGUUUCUGACUUCGUCAAAUUCUCCAAUGCUCGGAAACAAUGCUAUAAUGGUCGAUAUUGCUAAUACUACUACUAAUGGUAAUAACAAUAUGCCCAAUAGUAACAACAAUUUCGUUUCUAGUAGUACUACUAGCACUCCUUCACUCGUCAGCAACCACACACCAAUAUCCGAUCAUGAUCAUGAUCAUGAUAAUCAUCAUGAUUACCAUCUAAUCAACCCUUCAUUCAACGUGCACGGCUUUGGAACAAAACCUCAAGGAAACUUGGCUAUGAUGAUGAGUACUAAUACCCUUCACGAGGAUUUGAGUGCGGGGCAAGGCUACCGCGCCCAAGAUGGAACGUCGUCGUUGUCAUCGGCAUUAAGGCGUGUCGACGAUCAUAUCUGGAGAGACGGCACUGGCUGCAAAUUAAACUAUGCGGCUGCAGCGGCUACGUCAUCUGAGUUUAACACGGCGGAGAAGGCGGGAUUGGAGAUGAACGACAUUGUUUCGUCGAGGUCAGCAGGUGAAGGUCCGGUUGAUUCGUGGAUCUUUCCUUCAGAGUAAGGUCAGCUAGGGUUUUAAUUUGUUGGAAAAAGCAAUGACAAGUAUUGGAGAGAUUGGUGGUGUUAGUGGUGGUGAGUGGAGGAAGGGUUGAUACGAUUGAUGAAGAGAUGUUUGUGUUCUUAGAAUUAACUUACUCAUCACUCUUUAAUAAUUUUACGCCAUCAUCAUCAACAACAUUAAUGAUUGUCUUCUUUUUUUCUCUCGAAGGGGUGAGGAGUUGUGUGAAUAAUGCAUCUAGUGAUGAUGCAAAAAAGCUCUGCUUAAUUUCUAAAUUAUGUAGUAUAUAUAUAUAUAUAUAUGGAUAUAUAUAUAUAUAUAUAGAGUGCCUGUACUUCGUUUUGUUAGUUAUUAGUAUUAAAUUACGGAGAAGUUUGUAAUUUUUUUUACUCUCGAUCUUUUAAUUUAUUAGAUGACAUUUAUGAUUC
Humulus lupulus (European hop) is the source of this 3029-nucleotide messenger RNA. RefSeq lists its product as uncharacterized. The transcript has a single exon. Lineage: Eukaryota; Viridiplantae; Streptophyta; Magnoliopsida; Rosales; Cannabaceae. The record is from RefSeq and is a predicted model, not a curated record. Bases 1342 to 2604 code for a protein of 420 amino acids.